AUGAGGUGUCCUGGUGCAGUACAUUCACUUGCCUGGGAACAUCACAAGCGAGUGAUUCAGCUGGGUUCCAGCCACCCGGAGGCCUAUUACAAAGUCGGGAAUCUAACGUUUGGUGAGAUUAUCCGGGAGCAACACGUGGGCAACAUCGAUUACGUACAGUUAUUCACGGAAGAGGUUUGGUCGUUUGUCCUAACCGGCGUCAGUGUGGAUGGCGUCAUCGUAAAAGAUCUCGCAGCUGUCGUGACCAUAGAUAGUACAAAGCCUUAUAUUCUGGGUCCAAGUGACAUCAUAUUAGCUAUCCAUCAGAGAUUAUCCUUCUUAUCGGAGGAGAAUGGACUAUAUCGUGUCGAGUGUUCUCUGCUGAACAGUCUGCGAGAUCUUGCCUUUCAUGUUGGCGAAAAAGAGCUGAAACUUUCUGUCGAGGAUUAUGUCAUUCAGACAAUGGCUCAAGGUGUUCCCCAUUGCUACUCCGCGUUGAAACACAAUCCAUCGUCCCGCCGCUGGAUUUUUGGCAUUCCUUUCUUACAAGGUUUCUUCACGGUCUUUGAUCAAGGCAGGAAGCUAUUAGGGUUUGCCAAACCCAACUGUUAA
Molecule: messenger RNA, 591 nt
Organism: Opisthorchis viverrini
Lineage: Eukaryota; Metazoa; Platyhelminthes; Trematoda; Opisthorchiida; Opisthorchiidae
Exons: 4
Coding region: 1-591 (196 amino acids)
Biological process (GO): proteolysis
Molecular function (GO): aspartic-type endopeptidase activity
Source: RefSeq, a predicted model, not a curated record